This is a messenger RNA of Orbicella faveolata, 1341 nucleotides long. RefSeq lists its product as uncharacterized. NCBI's taxonomy places the organism in Eukaryota, Metazoa, Cnidaria, Anthozoa, Scleractinia, Merulinidae. The record is from RefSeq and is a predicted model, not a curated record.
AUGAUUUAUUUAGCUGCGGCAUAUCAAAAACAACUUGCUUUCUUUUUAAAUUUAUAUAAAACAGAGCCUUACAAAUGGUCGGUGCCGCAAAAUUACUCGCAGUCUGGAACGCUUUGGAUCUACGGUGAUUCACUUGGUCGUCGGCUGUACACAUCCGUCAAGGCUCGUCCCUUAUGUAAAUUACUUUAUAAAAAAUGUGGCAAUAGCUACAUGUGGAUCUACCAUGCUCACAACAAAGGCUUAAACAUUAAACUGGAAAGAGAUCUUGAUUUUAGACCUGAAAAAGUCAUCGAAACCGUUGUCAACGUUCUUCGCAAGCCAGAAAUGCAACAAGAGGAAAGCGUCUUGCUUUUAAACCUGGUGCUGCAUUUUGCAAAAAGCGUCAAUUUUACUACUUAUCAGAGGCUCAUAGAUGACUUGAUACUGGUUUUGAAGCCUAAAGAACUCUCACAUGGUGAGAGAGUUUCCGCAAAGUAUAAUGCUAAAAUCAUUUGGAAGUCAUCCACCGCCAUCUGCAAGGAAAAGGCCUCGUCCUCAAAGGAAACCGAUUUUCGAUUCUACACUUCCCAGCGAGUUGCCCUCUUCCACGCCUACUCCAUGUCAGCCAUGUGCAAAGCAGGAUUUGACGUCAUAGACGUGUAUCCAUUGACCGAUUCGUAUCCACAUAGAUGCCUAGACCAUGUUCAUUACAACAAGAUGGUUUUUUACAUGAUGGAGACAAUGCUUGAGCAGUACAAAGUAUACUAUAACAAGAAACUCGAAGAAAAUGAAAAACAUGGUAAAAUAAAACGUUGUGUAAGUAACGAAAAUGUCUGACAGCUUAGGUAGAACAACUGAAAGGUACGUUUUUAAACUGACAGUAAACAGUUUCGGUGGUGCAAGGUUUUGAAAAAUUCAGACUUAGUGGGAGAUUAAUUGAAAGAUAUACUAGAAAAAGAUGACAACUUUCUUUUAUAGUAAAGUCUUCAAUCGCAGACAACCAAAAUGAGAAAAUGUUUUCAACUGCAUUCCAAUUAACGACACUUUUAGAGCUGAAAUAAGGCCGAGUACCAACUUACCGGACCCCACCACCUUCUCUCUAGUGACAUUUUCAAAUUUCGUAGAAAGGUUGCAGUUGUAGUUGUACAGUAAUAGUAAAGGAUCAUCGUUUGUUUCACGAUGUACUGUGGUAACUUGUAAACUCGACUGGCUAGCCGUCACCUAGAAAGCACGAUGCCCUGCUCUGAUUGGUUGGUUUUCAACAGCUUUGAAUGGGGCAUUUUGAUCCUCUCUGUUUCUGUGAGUUGUUCCUCGGCGGUCCAUUGUCAUACUGCUCUCCUGUUUUGUGUUUCUUGAUCGUGA